GGGGGCAGUGCAGUCACCUCAGGGCUCCCCGGAUCCUCGGGGAGGAUGGGGGGCAGCGCAAUCACCUCAGGGCUCUCGGAAUCCUCAGAGGGAAUGGGAGCAGCGCAGUCACCUCAGGGCUCGGCUGACCCGAACCCGGGGCCACCCCCAGAACCCAGCAGCUGCUUUCCCGCAGCAGGUUAAAGGUGCCCCUUCUCUGCCCUCUUUCCCUUUCAUAACCCUGCCGAGGUUGCUUGAUCGUCCGCAGCUGGCUGCGGCCCGGUCCGCGACAACCAAGGGCUCUGCUGGGGGGGGGGGAGGUGCGAUGCGGUGGUACAGAUGGUGUCUCCGAAGAAGCUUUUGGCUGCCUCAGUUAACCUGUGAGGAAAAUCAUGGGUUGGGGCAGGCUGGAGUUGGAGCACUGCGAGCCAAGGGUUUCCCACACCGACAGCAUCCUCCCUCAGAGAGGUCUGAAGUCAUGGGAUCCUCCUCAAAAGUCCUGCGAGGCCCACGCAUCCCAUGGGUGAACACCCUGUGGGUCGGAUGUUGUGCCCAUCCUGUACGUGUGUGGUGUGAUCCUGGAGAGCUCUGCAGCUGGCACUGUGAGAAACUGCAAAACCCAACGUGUGUCAGACAGGAACAAGUCAUCAGGAUGUCAGCAUUGCCACUGGAUAAACUCCAGCUGACAGAAAAGGAUCCCAAGACAGGGAAGCUGAGAACUUUACCAGAACUGCGCCCAGAAAUAAAAGCAGAUCGGUGUUUUGUGCUAUACAGACCCCCACCCUCUGUCAGAGACCCUGCUUUAGUGGAAGAAUUCUUGGAGCGAGCACAAUUCAUUGCAGAUGACCUGAACUGGCUUCUGGCUUUGCCUCAUGAGAAAUUUUGGUGCCAGGUGGUAUUUGAUGAGACCCUUCAGAAAUGUCUGGAUUCCUACCUCCACCAUGCCCCUCGGAAGUUUGAUGCCCUCUGGGAUUGCCAUCCUGAGGUGAAUGACAUGCAGAGAUGUCUUCACAGGAGAGUCUUCCUGACUUUCCUCAGAAUGUCCACUCACAAGGAGUCCAAGGAUCAUUUUAUCACUCCCUCUGGCUUUGGAGAAAUUAUUUACAAUAACUUCCUGUUUGACAUCCCUAAGAUUCUGGAUCUUUGUGUGCUUUUUGGAAAAGGAAAUGGCCCCCUGCUCCAGAAGAUGAUUGAAAAUAUCUUCACUCAGCAACCAAGUUACUACAGUGACCUGGAUGAAACCCUGCACACUGUCCUCCAGGUGUUCAAUGACAUUCUGACUAAAUGUGGCCUGCAGUGUGAAGGAGCUUCUGCUGAGCCCCAGAGAUUGGAAGAAAGAGCAAAUGUGACUCCAGAGAACAUGCCCUGCCAGGAGCUGAAGGAUAUUGUCCUGUUCUUAUGUGACACUUCCACAACACUCUGGGCAUUUCUUGAUGUCUUCCCAUUGGCAUCCCAGACCUUCAAAAAACAUGAGUUUUGCUACAGAUUAGCUUCCUUUUAUGAAUUGGCAAUUCCUGAGCUGGAAUCUGCAAUUAAGAAGAGGCAUUAUGAGGAUAACAGUGUGUAUGCUGAUUUGUGGAGGAGAAUCUCCCAUUCCCGGAAGAAGAUGAUAGAAAUUUUUCACAUCCUAAUAAACCAAGUCUGCCUGCAGCCCAUCUUAGAAAGCAGCUGUGAGAACAUCCAGCCUUUUGUUGAGGAAUUUCUACAGAUCUUCACUUCAGUGCUUCAGGAAAGAAGAUUUCUUCGUGACUAUGAUGAGCUGUUCCCUAUUGAGGAUGAUGUCAGUCUGCUUCAGCAAGCAUCCUCCACACUAGAUGAAACCAGGACAGCCUAUAUCCUCCAAGCAGUGGAAAGUGCAUGGGAAGGGGCAGACAGGAAAAAAACUCAAGGCCUUGAAGAUCCAACCCUAGCAUCAGCAUCUCACGGAGCAUCAGCAAUGGUGGAGAGCACUGCUGAGGACAUGGAAGAGCUUGGGGCUCCAUAUGCAUCGGAGGAUGAGUGUGCUGGUGCUGCUGCCCCCAUGGCCAAGGUGUCUGGGGUGGAGCUGGACUCUCUGAUCUCUCAAGUGAAAGAUCUGCUGCCUGACCUUGGUGAAGGCUUCAUCCUGGCCUGCCUGGAAGAAUACAAUUACAAUGCAGAGCAAGUGAUCAACAACAUUCUAGAAGAUAAACUGGUGCCAUCCCUGGAUAAGCUGGACAGAGCAAUGCAAAGGCAGCUGAAGCCAGACCCUACUCCUCUGGUCACUUCUCGUUCCAAUGUUUUCCAGAAUGAUGAGUUUGAUGUUUUCAGCAGGGAUUCAGUAGAUAUUUCUCGGAUCCAAAAAGGCAAGAGGAGGGAGAAGGACACGACCAGGAGCUUGCUGAAUGACAAGCAGCUGGUUGCUGAGCAGAAGGAGCGCUACAGGCAGUACAGCCUGGUUGUGGAGGAGGUUGUGGAGCAGCUCUACCAGGACUAUGAGGAUGAGUAUGAUGACACUUAUGAUGGCAACCAAGUGGGGGCAAAUGAUGCUGACUCAGAUGAUGAGCUGAUCAGCAGGAGGCCAUUCACAGUUCCUCAGGUCUUGAGACCUAAGGGACAGGAGGAAGGACAGGAGGAAGAGGAUGAAGAAGAGGAGGACGAGGAGGAAGUUGAAAAGGAAAGAACAAAGGACCACUUUGUGCAGGACCCAGCUGUGCUGCGGGAAAGAGCUGAAGCCAGGAGGCAGAUGCACCUUGUGAGGAAGGGGCACAAGCAGGAGAGCUCAGCUGUUGUUGGGAAUGUGAAGGGCCACGGGCAGAACCGGGAGACGACACAGGAGCGAAGGAAGAAGGAAGCAAACAAAAGCACAAGAGCCAACCACAACCGGCGGGUCCUGGCUGACAGGAAGAGGAAUAAAGGAAUGAUUCCUUCCUGAAGGACUCCUGGCCCAGGUGUUGCAGCAUCCCCAGCCCUCUGCUCUGCAGGCUGUGGUCCUGCUCCCUUCCCUUGGCACUCCUGGACUUGCUGCUGUGGUUCAACACCUCCCACUUCAGCCCACCUAGAGUUGGGUGCCCACGGGAGGGCUGCUCCUCCCUUUAGGAGAAAUGUGCCUGUGCCCAUCUGCACCACCACGUGUGGGGUGGGCUAUGCCAGCCAGGCCUUUCCUUUUUGUACUAUUUGUAAUUCUGAGAAUUUUAUUUUCAUAUUGGCUCCUUCCACCCUCUCCUCACCUCAGGCAGGCUUCCAGCCCACCCAGCAGGCAGAGCAGAGCUGCUCUGGAAGAGCUCUCUCAGCUCCCUGCUCCACUGAACUGCCUUAUCCUGAAGUACACCUUGAAGGUUGAUAGGAAAGCACUCAGGUUGUUCCUGUUGCUGACCAACACCCAGGAGUUCAGGUGAACAAGCCCUUAUCAUAAAUUUCUGUCCCUUGAGUGAGGCGUGUGAAAACAGAACCUGCAAAUAAAUGAUUUCAGACUUCUAGUUGGUGUUUUAGGCUCUUAUGAACCAUAUUGAUCUUUCACUUGGAGGAACCUCAAUGAGUCUUUUAGCUGUGCUAUAUCUGCAGGCAGGGAAAUUCACUUCCUGCUUGGUGUUGGUUCAGAGUAGUGAGAUCCAGCCACAGCCACUGAGCCUAAAGAUGCUGAGAGACUGGGAUGAAGGCAGCCUGAGCAAGGUGACAGUCAUGUGGCUGUCAGAGUCCCCUGGGAACUGCCACCUCAAAAACCACUUGUCACACUCUGGGAAGCAGAAUUGCCCUGAUCAUCACCUUUGCUGACAGCAAACAGCAGUUUGUAGUUGCUGGAAGGACUUUUCCUUUUGUCAGGCAGUUGUUAACCUGGUGGAGUUGGGACUGUCCCUGCCUCCAGCACAGGGGCUUGGAACCAGGUGGUAACUUCAAGUUCCCUCCCAACCCAACCCAUUCUGUGUUCCCUAAGCAGAGAGCUACACCAGUUACCAAAUGUACUUUGUAACCUGUUGGUAAGGUGCUCAAAGC
Molecule: messenger RNA, 3930 nt
Organism: Calypte anna (Anna's hummingbird)
Lineage: Eukaryota; Metazoa; Chordata; Aves; Apodiformes; Trochilidae
Gene: ASCC2
Product: activating signal cointegrator 1 complex subunit 2
Exons: 20
Coding region: 305-2872 (855 amino acids)
Biological process (GO): regulation of DNA-templated transcription
Molecular function (GO): ubiquitin binding
Source: RefSeq, a predicted model, not a curated record